Messenger RNA from Penicillium brevicompactum, 1710 nucleotides. Its product is annotated as putative MFS transporter. Gene Ontology annotation, cellular component: membrane. The record is from RefSeq and is a predicted model, not a curated record. Gene Ontology annotation, biological process: transmembrane transport. The transcript has a single exon. NCBI's taxonomy places the organism in Eukaryota, Fungi, Ascomycota, Eurotiomycetes, Eurotiales, Aspergillaceae. The coding region runs from base 1 to 1710 and encodes 569 amino acids. Gene Ontology annotation, molecular function: transmembrane transporter activity.
AUGACUUCGCCAUCUUCCAAAGAGUUCCCAACAUCUGGCUCUGAGCCCCAGAAUGAAAGUCAGUAUCUCAAAGGUGGCACUAUCAUCACAGAUCUCGCCGAGCCAGAGGAGCUACGAGAGUCCCAGUCACUUUUUGCUGCACUAUUCUCUCGAUCCCGAAAGGUCGACCCAGACUCCAUUGCAACAGUCCGCAGUGUCUUUGAUGACCCUGUGUUAAGCCCAUUUUAUCAACCUCGUCCGGACUACGAGAAUCUACACAGAUUUGACCCCGACGAAAGAUGGACCUACCGUGAAGAAACAUCUGUGCGCCGCAAGACCGAUUGGACAAUUUUCUUAUGGAUCCUUGUCAUGUUCUUUGGUCUUAACAUCGACCGAGGAAACCUGGGAAACGCUGCAGCCGAUAACCUGCUCGAUGAUUUGAAGAUCACCACCAAUGACUACAACAAUGCCCAAAACAUGUACCGCAUCGGUUUCCUCAUCGCCGAAAUUCCGUCUCAGAUGCUUGGAAAGCGGUUAGGACCUGAUCGUUGGAUUCCUUUCCAGAUAAUCUUGUGGAGUUUAGCAUCUGGAGGUCAGUUCUUUAUGCAAGGGCGCUCCGGCUUCUUCGCAUGUCGUUUCUUUAUUGGUCUUUUCAUGGGCGGCUUCAUCCCAGACGCGGUCUUGUACCUCUCAUACUUCUAUACCAAGUCUGAGAUGCCGUUUCGCCUUGCCAUGUUUUGGUUUGUCGAUUCCAUGUCAGGUGUUGUCGCCUCAUUCAUUGCCUAUGGUGUCUUGCACAUGCGUGGUGUGGAUGGUCGUGAAGGCUGGCGGUGGUUGUUCCUUAUCGAGGCCCUCAUCAGUAUCGUGAUUGGAUUCCUCAGUUUCUUAUUCUUGGUUCCGGGUCCUACUCAGACAAAGACCUGGUGGAAUCCCAAAGGAUACUUUACCGAAAAAGAAGAAAAGAUCAUUGUGAACCGAGUUUUGCGAGACGAUCCGUCCAAGGGUGAUAUGCACAAUCGCCAGGCCCUUUCUCUGGGCAUGCUCUGGCAAAGCUUGAUGGACUACGAUCUAUGGCCGAUCUACAUCAUUGGGAUUCUCUUCGAGAUACCGACUUCUCCACCCAAGACAUACUUGACAUUGUCCCUCAAAGCCAUUGGGUUCGGUACCUUCGAGACCACUUUAUUGACCAUCCCGGUUACCGUCUUUGCAUCCAUCAACCUGUUGCUUGUGACUGAGUUGACCGAGCGCUUGCACGAAAUCUCCAUCGUUGGCCUGUUCACUCAGAUUUGGACUCUUCCACUUCUGAUCGUGCUUUACACAUCAGCAGGAUCCUUGUCCAACUGGGGACUGUAUGCAGUGACGUUCAUCCUACUGGGCUGGCCAUCUCCACAUGCAGCGCACGUUGGAUGGUGCUCACGUCUUAGCAACACCGUGCGAACUCGAAGUAUCAGUGCAGCACUCUACAAUGUGACCAUCCAACUUUCUGGAAUUGCAUCGUCGAAUAUCUACCGCAAGGACGAUAAGCCAUUGUACCGUCGGGGAAACUCACAGCUUAUUGCUAUAAACGUCGCCACGAUGGUCGCAUAUGUUCUGGCAAAGAUAUACUACACGCGUCGGAACCAAUGGAAGAAGGCUCAGUGGGAGAAGAUGACACCAGAGGAAAAGGCAAAUUACCUGAGCACUACAACCGACCAAGGAAACAAGCGACUGGAUUUCCAAUUCGACAGCUGA